AUGGCGGCCACCACGGUGGCGGGUUUGGCGACGGUGGCCCAGCUGGCUUUGUACGUCCACGGGCUGGUCACGAAGAUCACCAGCGCGGCGGAGACAGCCCGGCAGAACAAGCUGGAGUGCCAGAACCUGGCGCGCCGCGUAUCCGUGAUCGGCGACCUGCUGGUGCAGCUGCAGGACCCGGGGGUGGCGCAACCGCUGGCCGGGCUGGGCGACACGCUCCAGGAGGCGCACGAUCUCGUCGUCGCUUGCCAGAAAUGGAGCGCCCGCCGGAAGUUCUUGUACGCCGACGACCAGGCUGAGAGGUUCAGGGAAGUCAACCGCAGGAUCGACUCCCACCUCAUCCUCAUCCCCUUGCUCAGCCACAUCUCCAUUGCCCGCCGCCUCGAUCAAAUCAUUCCGCCGAAUCCCACCAGCGUUCUUCUACCGGUGGCACCAACAAUGCCUGCGAUGGUCCAGUACGUGAGCUCAACGUAUGUACCUGUGGAGUUCGCGUCGUCGGAGAUCGUGUUCUUGACCGGAAACUUCGGCCAUGUGCUCAGCGAGGACGUCUCCGCAACGGUGUACAAGGGUCGGCUUCACGACGGCCUGGAGGUGGCGGUGAAGAGCCUGAAGAAUCACGGGCAGCAACGCCACGAACAAGAGGGCGCGUUCGUGGCGGAGCUCGAGACCAUCUGCCACCUCCGUCACGACCACGUCGUGCCCCUCGUGGGCUGGUGCGCGGAGGACGACGACCGCAUGUUCGUCUACCAGUACCAGCACACGAGCAACGGCACGCUCAGGGACCACCUGAUGCAGGGCGGAAGCGGCGGCUCUGUGUCGCCGGUGACGUCGUCGUGGAAGGCGCGUGUCCAGGCGCUGCUGGGCGCGUCGAUGGCCGUCGACCACCUGCACCGCGCCGCCGGGCCACGGAUCAUCCACCGCAACGUCAGCUCGUCCAGCAUCCUUCUGGACGAGAGCUGGGCGGCCCGCGUGUCCGGCUUCGGCGCGGCGGUUUUGCAAGAGCCGACGACAGGCGGCCAGCUCGUCGGGGAGGUCGCCGGCUUGUUCGGGUACAUCGAUCCGGAAUACCGCCGCACGCGGCUUGUGAGUACGGCGAGCGACGUGUACAGCUUCGGCGUGGUGAUGCUGGAGGUGCUGACCGGGAGGCCGCCUAGCUGGGAGGAGGGGAAGGACCCACAGACCUUGGCCGGCUUUGCUGCCCCGAUCAUAGAGGGUGGGAACCUGGGGUCUGUGCUGGACUGCCGCCCGUCGCCGGUGCAGAUGGAGGCGCUGAAUCUCGUGGCGUACACGGCAGCACGUUGUUUGUGGCCACAGCCACAGGACCGGCCCGCCAUGUCAAACGUGGUGACCAACCUCGAGGCAGCGCUCGGGCUCAUCGACAGCAGUGAGCCUAAGCGACACUAAUUAGAGGUAGCGAUGACUCGAUCGCCAAGACGUAAACUGCAUGCGUCAUAAAGAUACGUAGCUUUAGUUUG
Triticum dicoccoides is the source of this 1475-nucleotide messenger RNA. Its product is annotated as putative serine/threonine-protein kinase-like protein CCR3. Gene Ontology annotation, molecular function: protein kinase activity; ATP binding. Bases 1 to 1404 code for a protein of 467 amino acids. The transcript has 2 exons. Lineage: Eukaryota; Viridiplantae; Streptophyta; Magnoliopsida; Poales; Poaceae. The record is from RefSeq and is a predicted model, not a curated record. Gene Ontology annotation, biological process: protein phosphorylation; cell surface receptor signaling pathway.